AGCGGGGCUGGAGGGGGGAGGGCAGGAGGGUGCGGGGAGCACAGGGUUGGGGGAAGGAGUCAGCUCCCAGACCCAGGACGGGGAGCCGGGCGCUUCACCGUGGUCUGGGCCUGGCUCUCCCGCCCGCCGGGGGGCCGCGGUCCUCAGGGCCUCGUGCCAGCGCCGGCAGGAUGGGACAGCCCCUCCCUGCGCUCCCCCCGCCGCGGUCGCUGUGUAUCCAUCGGCUCCGGCCGCGUAACGAGCUGCCGCCCACCGCGGCUCCGGCUCCUGAGGUCAGGGCUCCCCUGGCAGGUCUCUCCAGGGCUGGCUGGUGGGGAUGGUCCCAUACGCGUCUGGGGGGUGGACAGUCCGGCGCGGCGUUGGGACCGGCUGGGCCGCAGGUCCCGCCCCUGCUGACGCCCCCGACUCAUUCCCGCUGCCGCCGAGGGGCGGGAUGUUGCCGAGACGCUGGGGCUUCCUGUCCGCGUCUUCCUCAUCAGCUUUUCGGAGGUGUCUCUUCCGUUCUCCGUGUGCGGGGAGUCAGUUCUCGCACUUACAGAGGCCGGCGAUCAUCCCAGAAGGAAAGCUGGUGCCCAUUAGCAGUCACGUGCUGUCCCGACUGGCCCCCUGCCGCUGCUGAUCUCCCUCUGGGUCUGCAGACUCGCCUUCUCUGGACCUUCCCGUGCCACCCGCGGUCCCCUCUGUGUGGCCGCCUCCGCCCCGUCAGGACGUCGUUGCUCAGAAGGCCUCUCAAAACCCCGCUGAGACCGGGGCGUCACGGGGAUGUCUUGGGGACGACGGUGGAGUGUCGCUCCCCUGUGUGGAUGAGGGGCUGUUUCCAGGGUGGAGCCAGGGCAGUCGCGCCGCGUCCUCGGGAGGAUGCCUGGAGCAGGGCCGUGCGGCCGCGCGGGAAGACACAGCCGUCCUGCGGCCCGUCUCGCGUGUCUGCUGGCAGCUGGCGAGGCUCCCGCCCCGGGCCGUCCGCGCCUGGCCAGAGCCUGCCGCUCCGCCUUUCUGACCACGGCGGCCCCCAGGAGGCACAGGCAUCUGGAGGAGGAAUCGCGAGCUCUGCUGGACCCGCCGUCCUUCGACUGGCCUGUGUGUGGGAGACGGUUUAGCGCCGCCUGGGGAAGGUCCGGCCUUGCCCUUGGCCCCUGGUUGGCCUCUAGGAACGUUCUGCCUGAUAAGGUGGUCUUUUUCUUAUCUGGGCUUGGGGCCACCCCAGCUGGUCUACCAGUGGGAUGCAGGGUGGGGCCUUGGGGAGCGUUCGAUCAGUGUGUCCCCAGAGGGUCAGCCGACCUCGGAGCCCCCACAAAGACCCCAGACACCAGCGCUCGGCGGGCCGCACUUCAAGCAGCACAGCAGACCCGCGCAUGUCCGCAUCGGGAAAGUGACGCUGUGUCUGACCCCGGCCAGCGGGCCGUGGGACAUGGGUGAGGCCCCAUCGGAGCCCUGCCCUGCGCCCCCUCCCUGCUCCCUGUUCCCCGCUGGCGUGUGCUGGGGUCUGCUCGCGGGCGGAGCGGUAACCCUGAUGGCAUCCGCUCUCCUGAGCUCCGCCAGCCCUGGAAGUGAGCUAUCAAAUCUGAGUAUGGUCUCGGGGACCCCGGGCUGUGUCCAAAGUGGACAGGGGGAGCCCUGUGUCUGUCCCUCUGCAUUCACGACCGUCCUGUGAUGACCUGUCCUGAGGCCCCCAGCCCACCUUGUUUGGACUCAGAACUCAGGCCCCGGCAUGCCUGGGGUCACAGUCGAAGGGUGACAUUGGCCUGGGGCACUCAUCCAUGGAGGGGGACAUUGGCUGGGUCAGGUUGCUGUCCUCGAGGCCCGCUGCCUUGUCAGAGUCCCCUGGCGGGCUGGGCUGCGGGUCUGCGGUGCCCAGCGGGUGCAGAGAGGAGGGCUGGACUGGGGGGCGGGGGCUGUCAGCCACUCCUGGGCUCCGGCCCCCCCCUCGUGGCCACGUCCCUCCUCCCAGACGGGGCUGACUCAGAGCCCAGCGCAGAGAC
Molecule: messenger RNA, 1979 nt
Organism: Mustela lutreola (European mink)
Lineage: Eukaryota; Metazoa; Chordata; Mammalia; Carnivora; Mustelidae
Exons: 2
Coding region: 171-1097 (308 amino acids)
Source: RefSeq, a predicted model, not a curated record